UUUCUUUUCUUCCAUUUUUAAAAUUUAAUUCGAAUUCUUUUGUUUCCCUUAAAUUUUAGGGUUUAGUAAAAGGAGCAUUUUCUACACACAGCGCUCCUCUUCUAGAAUUAAUUUUCCCUUCCUUUCCCGCUGAAUUUCUUUCUCCCCAAACAAGCCCCAUAAAAUAGAAAUUCAGCUUCCAAUUCCCUUUCUUAAUUAUCCAAUGCAACUCUCAAAUUCCACAGAAUCAAAUUCAAUUUCCAAUGAAAAUCUCGAUAGCUCAGCAUCCCCAAACCCCCCAACGAAAUCAAAUUCGCCAAACCCUAAUUCUUCAUUUUCGAAUGAUAAUGAAGAUGAGGGAAACAGCAAUGAAAGAGAUACUGAUUACGAUGUUUAUGACGGCCAUGAUGAAUUGGUUCUUGAUGUUGCAGGAAAAAACUUGGAUUUCGAAGAUUUAUUAGCGAAAGCUGAUGAUGAUGGUGUGGAGGGUUUAUAUUUGUAUAAUAAUGUGUUUAGUUUGGUUCCGAAAUCUGUCGGGAGGUUAGAGAAACUGAGAACGUUUAAGUUUUUCGGAAAUGAAGUGAAUUUGUUUCCAGUUGAAUUUGGGAAUUUGUUGGGAUUGGAACGAUUACAAGUCAAAGUAUCGUGGCCGGGGCUUAACGGGUUAGCUUUGAAUAAAUUGAAAGGGUUAAAGGAGCUUGAGCUUUCUAAACUUCCGCCUAGACCCUCUGUUUUCACAAUUUUGAGUGAGAUUGCUGGGCUCAAGUGCUUGACUAAACUCUCUGUUUGUCAUUUUUCUAUUAGAUACCUCCCUCCAGAAAUUGGCUGCUUAAAUAAGUUGGAAUAUUUGGACAUUUCAUUCAACAAGAUAAAAAGUUUGCCUAUUGAAAUCAGUCACUUAAGUGCCUUGAUAUCACUGAAAGUUGCUAAUAAUAGAUUAAUGGAACUGCCCUCAGCAUUGUCCUUGUUGCAGAGAUUAGAGCACUUGGACUUGUCAAAUAACAGAUUAACGUCUUUGGGGUCCCUUCAACUUGAUUUAAUGCACACACUUCAGUGCUUAGAUCUUCAGCACAACAAGCUUCUUAGUUGUUGUCAAAUACCUGCAUGGGUACGUUGCAAUAUAGAAGGAAAUGGCGAGGACUUUCAAAAUGAUGAUAUCAUCAGUUCUGUUGAAAUGGAUGUAUAUGAAACCUCCAUUCAGUCUGACUAUACAAAUGCAUCUUGUAAUGGAAUUGACAGAGGUUCUCAGAAUUCCAUUUCAAAUCCACUGACUGCAUCACCACCAAAUAGCAAAUGCUUUGCAGCACGUAGAUCGAAUAAGCGGUGGAAACGUCGGCAUUAUUUGCAACAGAGAGCUCGCCAAGAACGUUUAAACAACAGUAGGAAAUGGAAGGGUGAAGGACGUGCUGAAUCAUUGACUCCAAAGGAAAGUGAAAGUUGCAAACUAAAAAUCCUUGAUCUGCUGCCUUGUGGAACUUGCGAAGAAGUUACAUCAGAGAUCAUAGCUGAUGGUGAUGAGGAAGAUAAAGCAGUACUUCAAGGUGAAGUUGAAGCUGAAAAGUCACUUGUUAGUGGUGAGGGUGAUAGAAAAAAAUCUAAAAAGGAUAUUUACACAGAAAAUUGCUCCCAUGACCCUGAAUCUAUAAGUAAAGGCAAGAAAGACGAAUGUUAUGUGCAUAAAAAAUCUUUAGUUUUGACCCAAAAUGGAUUAAGCGGAGAAGAUGAGUGUUCAUCUUCAGAAAAAUCAAAAGUCAAUGUCAAGUCAAAGAGGCAUUCUGAUGGGGCUCUUGAUAAUCCAAAACCAUGCAAGAGUCAAAGACCAACAGAAGAUAGCUUGAGUUUAUCUCGCAAGUACAGUGACCUAUCAUUGUGUAGCAUUGAGGACCAUCUUCCUGAUGGAUUUUAUGAUGCAGGGCGUGACCGGCCUUUCAUGCCUCUCGAGAACUACGAACAAAUUUUGCAUCUCGAUUCACGUGAAGUCAUUCUUCUGGACAGGGAGAAGGAUGAAAAGUUAGAUGCAACGGUUCUAUCUGCGCAGGCUUUGGUUUGCCGAUUGAAGCGGUUAAAUGGGUUUUUCAAGGAGGGGAAUAAGGUUGCUGUUGAUAACUUGCACUUUGCGUCACUGCUUGCACUUUUUGUGUCCGAUCAUUUUGGAGGCAGUGACAGAAGUUAUUCUGUUGAAAGGACACGCAGAGCAGUAUCUGGUUCUAACUAUAAGAAGCCAUUUGUUUGCACCUGUUCAACAGGAAAUGAUGAAAGUAUUAAUACUUCACCUGAACAGAGUUUAGGCAGUGGAGAAGAUAUUAUUUUUUCUGACCUCUGUGAGAAAUCUUUACGCUCUGUUAAAGCAAGAAGAAAUUCUAUAGUAGUUCCUUUAGGGAAUUUGCAGUUUGGCGUAUGCAGGCACAGAGCUUUGCUAUUUAAGUAUCUAUGCGAUCGAAUGGAUCCACGAAUACCUUGCGAACUUGUCAGGGGUUACCUGGACUUUGUACCACAUGCCUGGAAUACCAUUUUUGUCAAAUCAGGUGAUUCAUGGGUUCGUAUGUUGGUCGAUGCAUGCCGUCCCCAUGAUAUAAGAGAAGAAACUGAUCCAGAGUAUUUUAGCAGGUACAUUCCACUCAGUCAUACUAGAGUUCCUCUAUCAACAGAGAGCAUUCCCGGUCCUGAUUCUUCCAUAACUCAUUUCCCAACUUACGAUGAAUUAGAAAAGACAGUCCUCAGUACUGUCAUUCAAUGCAAACUUGAAUCAGUUGAAGCUGCAGCAAAGGUACGCAGUCUGAACAUUUGUGACACUCCAGCAGAUGAAAUUAGGAACUUUGAAUACAGUUGCAUUGGAGAGGUACGAAUUCUUCGUGCUUUGCGACAUCCCUGUAUAGUUGAAUUGUAUGGACAUCAGAUUUCUUCAAAGUGGAUUCAUUCAGGAGAUGGCAAAGCAAAGCGCCAGAUAUUACAGUCUGCAAUUUUUAUGGAAAAUGUUAAAGGAGGCUCUUUAAAGAAUUACAUAGAGAAGAUGUCAAAAACCGGUAAAAAGCAUGUGCCUCUGGAACUGGCGCUGUGUAUUGCUCGUGAUAUUUCAUGUGCAUUGGCAGAGCUGCAUUCGAAGCACAUCAUUCACCGUGAUGUGAAAAGUGAAAAUAUAUUGAUAGAUUUUAAUAAAAGAACUGAUGGAUUGCCAGUUGUCAAACUCUGUGAUUUUGAUAGAGCUGUACCUUUAAGGUCAUUCUUGCAUACGUGUUGUAUUGCUCAUAAUGGAGUACCACCUCCUGAUGUUUGUGUUGGCACACCCCGCUGGAUGGCUCCAGAGGUUCUGCGGGCAAUGCAUAAACGUAAUCUGUAUGGUCUGGAAGUUGAUAUUUGGUCAUUUGGAUGCCUGCUUUUGGAAUUAUUGACUUUGCAUAUUCCAUAUUCUGGCUUAUCUGAAUUCCACAUCAACGAGCUUCUUCAGACGGGUCAGCGACCUCCACUAACUAGCGAGUUAGAGUCAUUGGUAUCAAUGAAUGACCCGGCAGCAAUUCAGUCUUGCUCAGAUUUGGGAGGACCUGAGGCCGAGUCAGAAGCACUGAGAUUCCUUGUUGAUUUGUUCCGUCGGUGUACGGAAGCGAAUCCAGCUAGCCGUCCAACAGCGGAAGAAAUACAUAAACUGUUGCUUGCACAAACAUUCACUUCUACCAGUUCAAGGAGCUAAGAACAGGGGUUUUCGCGCAGCUCAAGCUUACUUACUAAGCAAACGCCCUGGGAUCAGUCCUUUAACCUUUAGGUAAUAAUUCAACUCGCGGGUUUAAUUUUUUUGUAGCUCUUAGGAUGUUACUUGAUAAGUUUUGGGCAUUUUCUUGUUUAGCUGUAAUACCAUGUCUGUAACUGUAGGGUUAGAAUUAGCAUCAUGUGUAUGAUCGAUAUAUAUCCAUGAGUUAGACACAGAUUCGGCUCUUAUUGCUUAUGUAAUUUAUUUGAGAUCUGUAAUUUUAGUAGGUCGUAGUGUUUUUAGCUGUGGUGUCCGUGUCUCACAUGUAUCUGUGUAAUGUAACUGAUGUGUAAGUUGUCCUAUUUAAAUUCAUAAACUUCCUCAGUUCAAAAAAUUUAAAAAUUAAAGUUACCCAAUUUUGUUUCUGUAA
Mercurialis annua (annual mercury) is the source of this 4091-nucleotide messenger RNA. RefSeq lists its product as uncharacterized. Lineage: Eukaryota; Viridiplantae; Streptophyta; Magnoliopsida; Malpighiales; Euphorbiaceae. The transcript is spliced from 11 exons. The record is from RefSeq and is a predicted model, not a curated record. Gene Ontology annotation, molecular function: ATP binding; protein serine/threonine kinase activity; protein binding. Gene Ontology annotation, biological process: peptidyl-threonine phosphorylation; peptidyl-serine phosphorylation. Bases 203 to 3664 code for a protein of 1153 amino acids.